AGUCUGUACUUUAGCCGGUUUCUGAUUAUCACUGGAAUGAGCCGGCGCAUCAGAGGUUCCCAGUCACAUGACUCGGUGCCGCCAUUUUGUCUUAGGGGUGAAGUGUGAGGUAAAAAAAAGAGACGGAAUAGGGGAGAGAAACCGGAAAAGGAGAGGAGAUAGCGAUAGAGAGUGGGAGUGGGGGAGAGGAAGGCAUAAAGGAUAGAAAGGGGAAAAGGCUUGUACGCACUCCCCCACUCUGCCCGGCCGGGUCACCGCUCAUAAGGAUUUCCUUUAGCCUCGUUAUACGGUGACCCGGAACCGGGGGAAGGAAGGCAGGGUAUCGGGUGACACAGGGUUGUAGUGACAGCGCCCGUGUGUGUGUGUACGUGUUAUUCAGUGUGGGUUGCUGCCCGGUCGGCACGGAGAAGGAUCAUGUCGGGCCAGUCCAUCACAGAUCGGAUCACGGCGGCUCAACAUAGUGUCACUGGCUCCGCCGUGGCCAAAGCCGUAUGUAAGGCGACAACCCAUGAAAUGAUGGGUCCCAAGAAGAAACAUUUAGACUAUCUUAUACAGUGUACAAAUGAGAUGAAUGUAAACAUCCCUCAGCUGGCUGACACACUUUUUGAGAGAACCGCAAAUGGGAGCUGGGUUGUAGUAUUUAAAGCUCUCAUCACAACACAUCACCUCAUGAUGUACGGCAAUGAGAGAUUUAUUCAGUAUCUUGCAUCCAGAAAUACUUUGUUUAAUCUUAACAACUUUUUGGAUAGAGGUGCCAUGCAAGGGUAUGAUAUGUCGACUUUCAUCAGGCGCUAUAGCAGAUACUUAAAUGAAAAAGCACUUUCCUAUAGACUUGUGGCUGUUGACUUCACCAAAAUGAAAAGAGGGGUAGAUGGCGUGAUGAGAACCAUGGUUACGGAAAAGCUCUUGAAAACGCUUCCAAUCAUUCAGAACCAGCUGGAUGCUCUCUUAGAUUUUGAUGCAAAUCCCAACGAACUAACAAAUGGUGUUAUAAACACUGGUUUCAUGCUUCUUUUCAAAGACUCUAUAAGGUUAUUUGCUGCUUAUAAUGAAGGAGUCAUUAACUUGCUAGAAAAGUACUUUGAUAUGAAAAAGAACCAGUGUAAAGAAGCCCUGGAUAUCUAUAAAAAAUUUCUUGCUCGAAUGACAAAGCUUUCAGAGUUCCUCAAAGUGGCAGAGCAAGUUGGAAUUGAUCAGGGUGACAUUCCAGACCUUAAUCAGGCACCCAACAGUUUGCUGGAAGCACUUGAACAACACUUGGCAUCUCUUGAAGGGAAAAAAACAAAAGAAGUCUCAGCUGCCAGCAGAGCCAGUACCUUGUCGACUGCUGUUUCUUCCCUUGCUACAACAGGAAUGUCUUUUAGUAAAAUGGAUGAGAGAGAGAGACAACAGGCUCUUGAAGAAGAGCAAGCAAGACUGCAAGCACUUAAGGAACAAAGAUUGAAAGAAAUUAAUGUUGGAUCAAACUCUACAUCUACAUCUGCAUCUCCAAGCACUUUAUCUGGCAAGAGCGUGAAUGCCUCUGCAUCUGUGGAUUUGUUUUCAGCACCUGCGCCAACAACAAACAGCAUGCCUAACCUUAGCAGUGAUCUAUUUGAUCUACAACCCACAUUUGUACCCACUGUACAAAGUACCCCUGCCAUUGCAACGUCUGUCAAUGCCUGGGGAGGCCAAUUUUCCUCAUCAAAUGGUGUCAGUUCCCCACCACAUCUGGACGUCUUUGAUAUGCAGCCUGUUGAAGAAGUAGUGAAGUCUACCCCAACAUUCAGUUCAUCUUCUUUUCCCUCCAAUCAAACAGUGGGACUUCUUAGUGGUUACCCUUCACAUUCAGGACAGAACACCUCUGGAGGGAUGAAUGUUGACUUUGAUGCUGUCUUUGGUGCCAAAACAUCUGCAUAUGAAAGUAUAGACCAGCAUGGUACACUUUAUGACAACUUUACAGACAAUGUUUUACAACCAACUGUACCACAGCCAAACCAGAAGUCUGUAGCAGUCAGCCAGCCAAGUGGAAAAUUAUUUGCAAGUGAUCUAGAUUCCUCUCUCGCUAACCUUGUGGGAAAUCUUGGCUUUGGAGGAACGCCUUCAAAAAGAUCUGACAUGCAAUGGAAUCAACCCUCAGAGAGGAAGCUAACAGGGGGCAUGAACUGGCAAGCUAAGACAAGCACAUCGACCACAUGGAACGCUACUCCUGCAGCUUCAGUCCCACAGAUGAAUGGAGUGCAUUAUCCAGGAUAUGUACCUGCUCAGAUGAAUUAUCCAGUGGCUACACCCCAAGUGCCUGUGUAUGGAAUGGCUCCUACGCAGAUUGUGUCUAAUCCUCUGAUGGUUUCUCAGCCAAUGAUAUACUCACAGCAAAGGCCAACCAAUCCAUUUGCAACUGUUUCGGGGGCUCAGUUGCAGUUUAUGUGAAGCAGCCAAAGCAAAAAAGGAUUCACUGACAACCAAAAAUUGGUGAAAGGCGAAUUUCCAGUUUCCUGCCAAUACAGUCUUUUUCCAGGGACACCAUGUAUUUCCAGUGUAUAAAAAUAUCCAUUCUUUGAACUGCAGUGCUUUAGAAAUUCAGAACUGUUCUUAUGCUGUGGAAUCCUAUGCGGGCUGCUUUGAGUGUUCAAAGCUGUUCAGAGAAUACAGUCUAUUCUUCCUACAACAUGGUGGCAGGUAAAAUUGGAUAAUCUACAUUUUUAAAUGUGAACAUUGAGGUGCCUUUGUCCAACCAACACUCAUAAAGAGUUUCCUAACUCAAUUCAUUAUACGGCUUACUUCCCUCCUUGUAUUUAUUGUACAAUAUGAACAGACCCCCCCCCCCCCUUUUUUUCCAGACAGUCCCUAAAAGUACACUGCUGCUGUAAUCAAGAAACAUUUUCAUGGUAUCAGCAGAUUUGGUUUGAGACCUGGGAACCAAGUUAUAUAAAAUAUCCAGGAAUGAGAUAUUGGGAUAAUAGAUUGAAAUGGACUGCACGGACCAAGAAAAACAUGCAACAGCAUUGCAAUAAGAUCACUUCAGGAAUAGGCUUUCAACUGUUGGACAUUAUGAUAAAGUAAAUGGUAAAGUAACACUGCAUAGCUUUGGGAUUCCUCUUCAUUCAUAUACAGUAGGAUCAGGUUGUCUUGCAUUUUUUUCUGGACCAUAGCACACUUUCUGUUUUGUUUCUUUUUAAAACAGACACAAGUAUAUUGGAGCGCUAGAACCCAAGAUUAAUCAUUUUCUUUUUUGCCACAAAAAUGAAAGUAAAACUCGUUAUGCUGUGCACCACUGAGCAUUAAACAGGGGGUUGUUGUCUUUGCAAUUUGUGCCACUUUAAGUACAGUAAGCCAAAAUUAAGUCAAUUUUAUUGUGUAAAUAGAAUAUCCUAAAAGAAAAUGUUUAAUGCUGAUGCUUCCUUGCGUUUAUUUCAGUUGCAUCCUUUGAAAAAGGAUUUAAAAAGUAAAACCUAUUAUCCUUGAAAAAAAAAAAAGAUAUAGUAAGUAAACCUAAUUAUUUCAGUAGAUAUAAUUUUUGCUAUUUAUUAAAUUUGGCACAAAAUAAAAUCUACACAAAUCUUCUCUUUCCAUAAAAGCUACAUGUGUUGCCUAAAAUAUAAAAGAAGACUGGAAAGGGCCAUUGGUUUUUGAUAGAACUAGAUCCUAGGUAGGGGAUCCAAAUGAAACUUUCUGCUAUUUUAAACUAUCUCAAGAAAUGAAAGUUCACCAUGUUAUAAUAAAAAUGAAUUGUAAACUUUGA
Messenger RNA from Xenopus laevis (African clawed frog), 3721 nucleotides. It is a transcript of the gene picalml.L, whose product is annotated as phosphatidylinositol binding clathrin assembly protein like L homeolog. The record is from RefSeq and is a predicted model, not a curated record. Bases 415 to 2409 code for a protein of 664 amino acids. The transcript has 21 exons. NCBI's taxonomy places the organism in Eukaryota, Metazoa, Chordata, Amphibia, Anura, Pipidae.